Mesocricetus auratus (golden hamster) is the source of this 9090-nucleotide messenger RNA. RefSeq names its product trinucleotide repeat containing adaptor 6A (gene Tnrc6a). Gene Ontology annotation, biological process: miRNA-mediated post-transcriptional gene silencing; positive regulation of nuclear-transcribed mRNA poly(A) tail shortening. The record is from RefSeq and is a predicted model, not a curated record. Bases 1017 to 6746 code for a protein of 1909 amino acids. Lineage: Eukaryota; Metazoa; Chordata; Mammalia; Rodentia; Cricetidae. The transcript is spliced from 22 exons. Gene Ontology annotation, cellular component: P-body; nucleoplasm. Gene Ontology annotation, molecular function: nucleic acid binding.
UUCUUUUUUCCCUUCUGUCUAACUGUUUGGGUGCUUACUGACAUAAGUAUUUAAGUACAUGUGUACAACAUUCAGAAUUAUCCAGUGUUGUUUACCUGCUAACCCAUGAAAUCUGUACCCCUUCACUUUUAUUUAGUAGCUUCUUUUGAGAUUUUCAGUUUUUUAAGUUUAAUGUAUAUGGCAUAUCUGUACACCAUAGGUAUGUCUGAUGCCUACAGGGGCCAGAAGAGGGCACCCUAUUUUCUGGGUGGUACAGACAGUUGUGAGCUGUCAUGUGGAUGCUGGGAAUUGAACCGGAUCCUUUGGAAGAGCAGCCAGUGCUCAUAACCACUGAGCCUUCUCUCCAGCCUGGUGUCUUUACUGGUUUUUAGUGAUGUCUUAAACUAAAGAAGGUAGAAUAUGCCCUCUCAGGCCUUAUUUUUAGUCAAUCUUUCUUAUUGAUUCGAAGUGAGAUAGUGUGUAUAGUAUAGAUACUGCUGUGAAUGCCUGGUUACUUUUUACUGGAGUUCUCACACGUGUCUGGUGGUUACUCGGAAUAUUUGCAUGUUAAGUUACCCUCUGAUUCCUUGUUGCAUUUUACAUAAACCACACCUUGUUUAGAUUAUUGUCACAGUGUAUUUAUGUAUUAUUGUGGGUGUGCACCUGUGUUGGAGGUUUCUGUGGGGUAUACAUGCCACAGAACACAUGUGGAGGUCAGAGGAUUCUGAAGAUGGAACUCAGGUUGCCCUCAAACAUCUUUACCAGCUGAGCUACCGCACUGGCCCUCAGUGGGUUUUGCUUUUCAAUAAUAUAGUAAGUAUUAAUAAACCUUGUAUUCUAGGAGCAGCAGCUUACUUCACCAACUUAAAUUCAUAGUCGGUUGUCAGAUAGCAUGCUGAAUCCAGUACUAAGCACAUAAAAACCAAAUUACAGGGUUUUUUUUAAUGUCUAUAAUUUCUAGUUACAUUUGCUUUAUCUUCCCUUCGUUUUACAGGCACUUUAGAAUAUUCUAAUACUUUGGACUCAUAAAUUUUUUUAUGAGGUCAGAUGACAGCUUGUGGGAGUUGGUUUUCUUUCUAUCAUUGCCAGAACAGAUAAAGCCCAGUGUAAGCCAGCCUCAGCCUGCCAACUCUGAUAACGGCACUUCCACAGCAACCAGCACUAAUAAUAAUGCCAAGCGAGCUACAGCCAGCAAUCAGCAGCAGCCGCCGCCGCAGCAACAGCAGCAGCAGCAGCAGCAGGAGCAGCAGCAGCAGCCACAGGCCUUGCCUCGGUAUCCUCGUGAAGUACCUCCACGAUUUCGCCACCAGGAACACAAGCAGCUUUUAAAGAGGGGUCAGCAUUUUCCUGUCAUAGCAGCAAACCUGGGAUCUGCUGUUAAGGUGUUAAACAGCCAAUCAGAAAGCAGUGCUGUAACAAACCAACAGCCGCAAAAUAACGGAGAGGUGCAGAACAGCAAAAACCAGUCAGAUAUAAAUCAUAAUACUUCAGGAUCCCAUUAUGAAAAUUGCCAGCGGGGACCUGUGUCUUCUACAAGUGACUGUAGCACAAGCUGUAAGAAUGCUGUAAAGGACUUGUUGGAAAAAGAAGCAUGGCCCUCAGUCCCUGGCAGUGAUCCUGAGUUGGCUUCAGAAUGUAUGGAUGCUGAUUCUGCCUCCAGUUCUGAGUCGGAGAGAAACAUCACUGUCAUGGCUUCAGGGAACACAGGUGGUGAAAAAGAUGGCCUUCGGAAUAGCACUGGACUCGGUUCUCAAAGCAAGUUUGUGGUUGGUAGCAGCAGCAAUAAUGUAGGCCACGGAAGUAGUACUGGGCCAUGGGGCUUCCCCCAUGGAGCCAUAAUAAGCACAUGUCAGGUCUCUGUGGAUGCUCCUGAAAGCAAAUCAGAAAGUAAUAACAAUAGAAUGAAUGCUUGGGGCACUGUAAGUUCUUCAUCAAAUGGAGGGUUAAAUCCAAGCACUUUGAAUUCAGCUAGCAACCAUGGUGCCUGGCCAGUAUUAGAAAACAAUGGACUUGCCCUAAAAGGGCCUGUAGGGAGUGGGAGUUCUGGCAUCAAUAUUCAGUGUAGUACCAUAGGCCAGAUGCCUAACAAUCAGAGUAUCAACUCUAAAGUCAGUGGCUCUUCUACCCAUGGUACCUGGGGCAGCCUUCAGGACACUUGCGAGCCUGAAGUAAGUGGUACACAGAAGGUUUCGUUCAGUGGUCAACCUCAGAAUAUCACCACUGAAACAACUGGACCAAAUAACACUACUAACUUUAUGACCUCUAGUUUACCAAACUCCGGUUCAGUACAGAAUAAUGAACUGCCUACUAGUAAUCCAGGGGCCUGGCGUGUGAGCACAAUGAAUCAUCCUCAGAUACAGGCUCCGUCAGUUAUGAAUGGCACUUCCCUUUCUCACCUAAGCAAUGGAGAGUCAAAAACUGGAGGCUCCUACGGUACUACAUGGGGUGCCUAUGGUUCUAAUUACUCUGGCGACAAAUGUGUAGGACCUAAUGGCCAAGCCAAUGGUGACACUGUGAAUGCAACUCUAAUGCAGCCUGGCAUAAAUGGGCCUAUGGGCACUAACUUUCAAGUUAACACAAAUAAAGGGGGAGGUGUAUGGGAGCCUGGGACAACGAAUUCCCAGAGUUCACCUUGGGGAAGUGGAAAUGGUGCGAAUUCUGGAGGAAGUCGAAGAGGAUGGGGAAGUCCUGCACAGAACACUGGCCCUAGUCUACCCAGUGUUGAGUGGAACAAACUGCCUAGCAAUCAGCAUUCCAAUGACAGUGUAAAUGGCAAUGGUAAGAAGUUUACAAAUGGAUGGAAAUCUACUGAGGAAGAGGAUCAGGGUUCUGCCACAUCUCAGACAAAUGAGCAAAACAGUGUGUGGGCCAAAACAGGAGGCACAGUGGAGAGUGAUGGUAGUACAGAGAGCACUGGACGCCUUGAAGAAAAAGUAACUGGGGAAAGUCAGAGUAGAGAUAGAAGAAAAAUUGAUCAGCACACAUUACUCCAAAGCAUUGUAAACAGAACUGACUUAGAUCCACGUGUCCUAUCCAACUCUGGUUGGGGACAGACUCCUAUUAAGCAGAAUACUGCCUGGGAUACAGAGACAUCACCAAGAGGGGAAAGAAAGACUGACAAUGGGACAGAGGCCUGGGGAAGCUCUGCAACACAGACUUUUAACUCAGGGGCAUGUGUAGAUAAGACUAGCCCUAAUAGUAAUGAUACCUCAUCUGUAUCAGGGUGGGGUGAUCCCAAACCUACUCUAAGGUGGGGAGAUUCCAAAGGCUCAAACUGCCAGGGGGGGUGGGAAGAUGAUUCUGCUGCUACAGGAACGAUUAAGAGCAAUCAGUGGGGGAAUUGCAAAGAAGAGAAGUCUGCAUGGAAUGAUUCGCAAAAGAACAAACAAGGGUGGGGUGAUGGACAAAAGGCAAACCAAGGUUGGUCCAUUUCUGCCAGUGAUAACUGGGGAGAAACUUCCAGGAGUAACCAUUGGGGUGAGACUAACAAGAAAUCCAGCUCAGGAGGUAGUGACAGUGACAGGUCCAUUUCUGGUUGGAACGAACUUGGUAAAACUAGUUCUUUUACUUGGGGAAAUAAUAUAAAUCCAAAUAAUUCAUCAGGAUGGGAUGAAUCUUCUAAACCUAAUUCUUCCCAGGGAUGGGGAGACCCUCCAAAGUGUAAUCAGUCUCUAGGUUGGGGAGAUUCAUCAAAACCAGUUAGUUCUCCAGAUUGGAACAAGCAACAAGACAUUGUUGGAUCAUGGGGAAUCCCACCAGCUACCGGCAAGCCUCCUGGUACAGGCUGGCUAGGAGGACCUAUUCCAGCUCCAACAAAGGAGGAAGAACCCACAGGCUGGGAGGAGCCAUCCCCAGAAUCUAUACGACGAAAAAUGGAGAUUGACGAUGGAACUUCAGCUUGGGGAGAUCCGAGCAAAUACAACUACAAAAAUGUGAACAUGUGGAAUAAAAACAUCCCAGAUGGCAGCAGCCGCUCAGACCAGCAAGCACAGAUGCAUCGGUUGCUGCCGUCUGCAAACGCUGUCUCAAGCAAGGAGGCAAGCAGUGGCUCUGGCUGGGGUGAGCCCUGGGGGGAGCCUUCUACUCCAGCCACGACUGUGGAUAAUGGUACUUCAGCCUGGGGUAAGCCCAUAGACAGUGGUCCCAGCUGGGGAGAACCCAUUAGCGCGGCAUCCAACACAUCCACGUGGGGCUCCAGCUCUGUUGGUUCACAGUCAUUAAGCAAAUCUGGGCCCAAAUCUAUGCAAGAUGGCUGGUGUGGUGAUGAUAUGCCAUUGCCUGGAAGUCGUCCCACUGGCUGGGAAGAGGAGGAGGAUGUAGAGAUUGGAAUGUGGAACAGUAACUCAUCUCAAGAGCUUAACUCAUCUUUAAAUUGGCCACCAUAUACCAAGAAAAUGUCAUCAAAGGGUCUGAGUGGCAAAAAAAGGAGAAGGGAAAGGGCAAUGAUGAAAGGUGGAAACAAACAAGAAGACGCAUGGAUAAAUCCAUUUGUUAAACAGUUUUCAAAUAUCAGUUUUUCGAGAGACUCACCAGAAGAAAAUGUACAGAGCAAUAAGAUGGAUCUUUCUGGAGGAAUGUUACAAGACAAGCGAAUGGAGAUAGAUAAACAUAGCCUAAAUAUUGGUGAUUACAAUCGAACGGUCGGGAAAGGUCCUGGUUCUCGGCCUCAGAUUUCCAAAGAGUCUUCCAUGGAGCGCAAUCCUUAUUUUGAUAAGGAUGGCAUUGUAGCAGAUGAAUCCCAAAACAUGCAGUUUAUGUCCAGUCAAAGCAUGAAGCUUCCCCCUUCAAAUAGUGCACUACCUAACCAGGCCCUUGGCUCCAUAGCAGGGCUGGGUACGCAAAACUUGAAUUCUGUUAGACAGAAUGGCAAUCCUAGUAUGUUUGGUGUUGGAAACACAGCAGCACAACCCCGGGGCAUGCAGCAGCCUCCAGCACAACCUCUCAGUUCAUCUCAGCCUAAUCUCCGUGCUCAAGUGCCUCCUCCAUUACUCUCCCCUCAGGUUCCAGUUUCAUUGCUGAAGUAUGCACCAAACAACGGUGGCCUGAACCCGCUCUUUGGCCCUCAACAGGUAGCCAUGCUGAACCAGCUAUCCCAACUAAACCAGCUUUCUCAGAUCUCCCAGUUACAGCGAUUGUUAGCUCAGCAGCAGAGGGUGCAGCAGAGUCAGAGAAGUGUGCCUUCUGCUAACCGACAGCAGCAAGACCAGCAGGGUCGACCUCUUAGUGUACAGCAGCAGAUGAUGCAACAGUCUCGUCAACUUGAUCCAAGCCUGCUGGUGAAGCAGCAGACUCCGCCUUCUCAGCAGCCACUUCAUCAGCCAGCCAUGAAGUCCUUCCUUGAUAACGUCAUGCCCCACACUACACCCGAGCUGCAGAAAGGGCCAUCGCCAGUAAAUGCUUUCAGCAACUUUCCUAUAGGCUUGAACUCAAACUUGAAUGUAAAUAUGGAUAUGAACAGUAUUAAAGAGCCACAGUCAAGACUAAGGAAGUGGACUACGGUGGACAGCAUUUCUGUGAACACAUCUUUGGAUCAAAACUCCAGCAAACAUGGUGCUAUUUCAAGUGGUUUUAGGCUGGAAGAAUCUCCAUUUGUUCCCUAUGACUUUAUGAAUAGCAGUACUUCACCAGCCAGUCCUCCAGGUUCAAUAGGAGAUGGCUGGCCACGUGCCAAAUCGCCUAAUGGCUCUAGCAGUGUUAACUGGCCACCAGAAUUUCGCCCUGGUGAACCAUGGAAAGGUUAUCCAAACAUUGACCCUGAAACUGACCCUUACGUCACUCCUGGCAGUGUCAUAAACAGUCUUUCAAUUAAUACUGUGCGGGAAGUUGAUCACCUCAGGGACAGGAACAGUGGGUCAUCCUCAUCCUUGAACACCACGCUGCCUUCAACUAGUGCCUGGUCAUCCAUUCGUGCCUCCAACUACAAUGUUCCCCUCAGCAGUACAGCACAAAGCACUUCAGCCAGAAAUAGUGAUUCCAAAUUGACGUGGUCUCCUGGUUCAGUUACAAACACCUCUCUGGCUCAUGAGCUGUGGAAAGUCCCUUUGCCACCUAAAAACAUCACUGCUCCGUCCCGCCCACCUCCAGGGCUGACUGGUCAGAAGCCACCCUUGUCUACGUGGGAUAAUUCUCCCCUUCGUGUAGGUGGAGGAUGGGGAAAUUCUGAUGCCAGAUAUACCCCAGGUUCCAGCUGGGGAGAGAGCAGCUCAGGGAGAAUAACGAAUUGGCUUGUUUUGAAAAACCUCACACCUCAGAUUGAUGGCUCAACUCUGCGCACCCUGUGCAUGCAGCAUGGCCCACUGAUUACAUUCCAUCUGAACCUCCAACAUGGAAAUGCUCUGGUCCGUUACAGUUCAAAAGAAGAGGUAGUGAAGGCACAAAAGUCUCUGCACAUGUGUGUGCUGGGGAACACUACUAUUCUCGCUGAGUUUGCCAGUGAAGAGGAGAUCAGUCGCUUCUUUGCACAAAGUCAGUCUCUGACCCCUUCUCCUGGCUGGCAGUCUCUUGGGUCCAGCCAGAGCCGGCUGGGCUCCCUCGACUGUUCCCACUCAUUCUCCAGCCGGACCGAUCUCAAUCACUGGAAUGGUGCUGGGCUGUCGGGAACUAACUGUGGAGACCUUCACGGCACUUCCCUCUGGGGGACCCCACAUUAUUCCACAAGCCUGUGGGGUCCCCCAAGCAGCAGCGACCCCCGGGGAAUUAGCAGCCCAUCCCCCAUUAAUGCUUUUCUUUCUGUUGACCACCUGGGUGGGGGUGGAGAGUCCAUGUAACUGCAUAGGUAUAGACGCAAACUGUGACCUCAAGAUGAGAAGGAAAGGAGCACUAAGUUGGGCUCGCCGCCUGCAGCAGGGCCGCCUGUGGGAACAGCUAUUUCUGCACAUUUUCCACUUUGUUUUCCCCAGAACAUAUCAGUUUGAAUACUUGAAUCAUGCAGGCCAAUAUUAUAAUGUGAAAGGGUAUCUAUCUAUUUACACUCCCAAAUAGCGCCAUACAGCUAACCGUGUGGAAUGAGCUCACUUGUGUAUUCAUCAUGUUUAGCCUUCGGAUUCCUUCUUUCCUUCAUUUCCAUCCCCCAUCCCCACCUUUUAUUUUUAUUUGUAUUUUUUUGCAAAACCAUUUUUUUGGGCUGAUGUAUGAGCUUUUACCUUUGCACUGAGUGAUGUUCUCUCCGUCUAAUCGGCAAUAUGGGGGGGGCAGCUGUUCCAGUGUAAAUGUUUACUCAAGGAUGUUCUUAAAGGCGAGCACUCUCUACUAUGCCUCAUGUUGCCUACCUUAUUGUGGUAUCGUGGAGUUUAAAAGAUCAAGUUAAGAUACUGACGUAGGAUUCUUAAUGAAAGUAUUGCACCAGUUUUUUCAUGUUGUAAAACUAAAGAAUUUUCGCUCUACAGUUUGAGAAACUGUGGCCACCGCUGUGACCUGCAGCCCGCCUGCUGCCCAGGACGGGCCCUGCACUUUGAACAGGCUUUCCAUGUUGUUUUGGAGGUUCCCACGGUGAACCUUCUUGUUUACAGAUUUUUUGUUUGUUUUUUGAGAAAAAAAAUGUUUACUCUUCCAUCAUUUAAAAAAAAAUUAAAAGACAAAAAAAAUAGAGGAGGGUGGUUUAAAAGAAGCUUUCUAUCUCUGGGAAAAAGAGCAGCAUUUGGCCAUGUUCUUCUGUUUUCUACCCCUGUCCUAAAUCAAAGAGCAUGGUUCUCAGGAAACCAGUUCCCCGUCAAAAAAAAUCUUGUAGUUUCUUAUAGGAAAAAGAAAACCCCAACUUUUAGCACUGAUAUUACGUAUUGCUCUGUUCAAGAAUUUUCUCUGCCAAAAAAAAAGGAAAAAAAAGAAGAAAAAAAAGCGCUUUGAGCUGGAGUUGCCGUCUGCUUUCAGAUGCUGUCCUUUAUUAGUGAGUGAUGAUGGUUUGCUGAUAAUCGAUCGCUAGGUGACUUUUUGUAACCCAUCAGUGGCUCUCAUGUCUCUGCUCUCUUGUGACCGUGUUCAUGUUUAACUGUUGUACCUUAAAGCCGAGAUCAGUAACUAUGCAUACUGUAACCAAGACAUUGGGCUUACAGAGUUGUUUGUUGUAUAAAAAAAAUUUUAAAUGUUGUUGCAAACUAACGAGUUACACCAUUUUAAAAUUUCUUUCCUUCCCCAGCUCCUGUUUCUUUGCCCACAAAUGGUAUUAUAAUGCUUGCUUAGUCAAAGAAGAGAGACUAAACAAGGGUAAACUUUUAACAGUACAGAAUAUGCCAUCUUUCAUUGCCUUGAUUCUAACUGUUUGUGUCCUAAGAUGCAAAAGAGGUCAGUGGCUUUUAACUGUUUACAAAUAGGAUGUGAUUGUAAAUGUACAGUUUGGUUGUGUUUGAAUUAUGAAAUCUUCAGAUAAUAAACCAUGACUUUUUUGGCUGCUCAACAUUAAUUGUCUCUUUUUUGUGAAUUUAUUUGUAGGCUCUUUUUUAUAAUGAAAGUUACAAAGUUGCUGCACAUGAGCAUUCUUCUCAUAGAGCAGCAGAUUAAAAAUGUAAGCAAAUGUUUGAACAUUUACCUGAACUUCUCCACAAGCACCCGAGAUAAUGUGAGAACAGUGGAAGCUGUAGCUUGCUCCCUCCUCCCCGAGCAUCUUUGGGAUCUUGUUGCUCAAAGCUCUUCUGUGGCUUCACCUCCCCCACCAUCUGUGCCCAUCUCAAGCCUCAGCGGGACCAUUCGGAACAUGAAGCUUAGUGACUUGACAGCAUCCUAGUGUUAACCUCAUACCUCUCACACAGUGGGGAUGCCACCACCGUGCCCCUUGCUUCUCUCUGCGGGAGCUCUAGGGCAGAACUGUGUCUGUAUUCCAGUGUAUGACUUCAAAUCAAGCUCCAGCUUGCCAGCUGUAAGCUAAUGUCGGACACCGUAACCUAAGCAAAUGUUCAGUGCAUUCGGUGUGUAUUGACGUCCAUACUGGUUUUUCCAAAAACCAAAGGUAGCUUUGAAAAACCAUGUGUGGAGAUGUUUGGAACGUUAAGCUGAGUGACCUUUUGGGGCUUUGAGUAGUAUAUAACUGACUUCAUAACUUCGUUAAUUGUAUUGUUAAAAGUGUUUGGGAGUUUUUUGCGCUUGUUAUGUGGAAAUAAAGUGUUUGAUUUUAAAAAAGAA